Molecule: messenger RNA, 3512 nt
Organism: Corvus hawaiiensis (hawaiian crow)
Lineage: Eukaryota; Metazoa; Chordata; Aves; Passeriformes; Corvidae
Gene: GLRA1
Product: glycine receptor alpha 1
Exons: 9
Coding region: 878-2254 (458 amino acids)
Biological process (GO): chloride transmembrane transport; nervous system process; regulation of membrane potential
Cellular component (GO): plasma membrane; neuron projection; synapse
Molecular function (GO): glycine binding; transmitter-gated monoatomic ion channel activity; transmembrane signaling receptor activity
Source: RefSeq, a predicted model, not a curated record
UUUUUUUUUUUUUUUUUUUUUAGUUUAGUAAAUUAAUGCAGCAAGAAACUCCCAAGAUCUGGCGAGUCCUAGCAGGGGAGAGAGGGCAGAGGGGAGAUGAGAUGCCUUAGGAGGACACUGAGCCACUUUCUUUCCGAGCACAAUGGAAGUGCUUCCCAAGAAACUUCCCCUUCGCUCCCCUCCGCUCUAGCCCUGAGCAAUGGGACACCUUCCCUACAGCAGCAAUAACUUAUUCGGGAGGAAAAUAGCCCAGGAAGCAGGAAUCAACAGCAGCCAAACGGCGGGCAGGAAAGAGACACAACCGGGACUGCAGCACGGCUCCACACUGACAAAUUCCUGUGGAUGUAAUUAGGAAGACACCCCGGCCAGCAGCGGAGAUUAAACCCUGGGUUGUUGAGGGUCGUCGUCCCCCUCUCCCAUCUCACCCCCAGCACCCCGAUGGCAAACCUACACCCGCUGCGUCCGCCCCUGUCGCCAGCUUGAUGUCCGGAGCGGCAUCCCGCUGAAGGGAGGCUUCCGUGCGGGCAGCCCGGAGCUCCGGCCCCGAGCAGCACUGCAGUGGCGGUGGCGGGGGCACCGGCGGAGGAGGGACGAGCCGAGGCAGCGGCGGAGCGGAGCCGCCGCUGUCCGCGGUGCUGAGCGGGCGCGCACCGGGCGCUGUCCGGGUGCUGAGCGCGGCCGCCCGCCCGCCGCUGGCCGCGGUGCUGAGCGGAGCCGCCCGCCCGUGCCAGGGGUGUUUCGCUUCCCCCACCGCUUCUCCCCAAGUGCCCGGUUACUUUAUUGGCCAACCCCACCGGCCCACCCCUCACGGAGUACAAAAAAAAGAAAAAAAAAAAAAAAAAAAAAAAACCACAACAAAACAGCGAGAGCUGGAAAAAUGUGCAACGUCAACGCGCUCGGAGUGUACGUGUGGGAGACGAUCGUGUUCUUCAGCCUGGCAGCCUCCAAAGAAGCUGAAGCAGCAGCUCGCUCUGCCCCCAAACCCAUGUCUCCUUCGGAUUUCUUGGAUAAGUUGAUGGGGCGAACUUCGGGAUACGAUGCCAGGAUUAGACCAAAUUUUAAAGGCCCACCAGUGAACGUCAGCUGCAACAUUUUCAUCAACAGCUUUGGUUCGAUUGCAGAAACAACUAUGGACUACAGGGUGAACAUCUUCCUGCGGCAGCAGUGGAAUGACCCCCGGCUGGCCUACAACGAGUACCCUGACGACUCCCUGGACCUGGACCCCUCCAUGCUGGACUCCAUCUGGAAACCUGACUUGUUCUUUGCUAACGAGAAAGGGGCCCAUUUCCAUGAGAUUACCACAGACAACAAGCUGCUGAGGAUCUCCCGGAAUGGCAAUGUCCUCUACAGCAUCAGGAUCACGCUGACUCUGGCCUGCCCCAUGGACCUGAAGAACUUCCCCAUGGAUGUACAGACAUGCAUCAUGCAGUUAGAAAGCUUUGGCUACACAAUGAAUGAUCUCAUAUUUGAGUGGCAAGAAAAAGGAGCAGUGCAAGUUGCUGAUGGGCUGACAUUGCCUCAGUUUAUCCUCAAAGAAGAAAAAGACUUGAGAUACUGCACGAAGCAUUACAACACAGGCAAGUUCACCUGUAUAGAAGCUCGUUUCCACCUGGAGAGGCAGAUGGGCUAUUACUUGAUCCAGAUGUACAUCCCCAGCCUUCUCAUUGUCAUUCUGUCCUGGAUCUCCUUCUGGAUCAAUAUGGAUGCAGCACCUGCUCGUGUGGGCCUGGGGAUCACCACGGUGCUCACCAUGACCACGCAGAGCUCUGGCUCCCGAGCAUCGCUGCCCAAGGUGUCCUACGUGAAGGCCAUCGACAUCUGGAUGGCUGUGUGCUUGCUGUUUGUGUUCUCUGCCCUUCUGGAGUACGCUGCUGUCAACUUCGUGUCUCGGCAGCACAAAGAGCUGCUCAGGUUCAGAAGGAAGAGGAGGCAUCAUAAGAGUCCCAUGCUCAAUCUGUUCCAGGAGGAUGAAGCUGGUGAAGGCAGGUUCAACUUCACCGCCUACGGGAUGGGGCCAGCUUGCCUGCAAGCCAAGGAUGGCCUCUCUGUCAAGGGCGCCAACAACAACAACACGGCCAACCCAGUGCCGCCGCCGUCCCGCUCCCCCGAGGAGAUGAGGAAGCUCUUCAUCCAGAGAGCCAAGAAAAUCGACAAGAUCUCCCGCAUCGGCUUCCCCAUGGCCUUCCUCAUCUUCAACAUUUUCUACUGGAUCAUCUACAAGAUUGUCCGCAGAGAGGAUGUGCACAACCAGUGAGGGGAGGGGAGCAGCCGGGAGGGAGCGAGCAAUCCUUUAUAUAUGUGCAAUAGCAAUGCAGCAAUGCAUGAAUUUAAGAAUGCGGCAAUAUCUACUAAAAAACAAACAAAAAGAAAAAAAAACGGGGAGGGGGGCUGGGAGGAACUUUUAAUCAUGUGAACUGAGGGCAACUGGCACAGGGAGGAGAAAAGAAGCUCUUGAUCUGGGGAGCGCAGGGUGGGAGUUAGUUUUACAGCAUAGGAAGAUUUGGAUUGCUCCAGCAAUCCAAGCAGUGUAAUAUAGUAAUAUAUAUUCAUGCUUAAUUAUAAUGCAAAAAGAAAACAAUCAAAAAAAAAAAAAAAGAAAAAAAGACCAACAAAAAAAAAUCCUUUUUUUAGCCUAUUAACAGCUUAGAUUCUCAAGUCACUGGAAUGAUUCACGAUUCCAUGUGCAGAAACUACUGCAAUUACGCUUUAUCUGACUUUUGCUAUAGAAAGGCCAUACCAGUCAAGCACGUGGGGGGGAAAAAAGCCCUAACAAAAGGAGAAAAACACCUCAAGAAAAUCAUUCUGUGCUUCUCUAAGUUUUGCACUUUGAAAACUGGACAGAUGGGGAAACUUAAGAAAGAGGCUGUGGAUUGCUGUUUAUUUUAUAUAUUUACUUUUUUUAGUCACGGGUUUGCCGAUCAAACACUUUGUGACUUUUGCAUAGAGGAAAGCAAACACAUUAUCUCUCUCAUCCCCAUCAGAGAGCAUCCAAAGGAAACCCAAGAAGGACAUCAGGGCCUUCAUCAGAAAUCACAGGUACCUUCUGUCCUUUUAAACAAACUGGCAGGGUUCGAGUCCUAGGAGGCAGAAAUACUAUUCAGAACACUAGAAACGAUGAAGGAUUUUUUAAAAAGUUUUUUUUUUUGGUUUGUUCUUUUUUUUUUUCCAAACCCCUUUCUGCCAUGUUUGUUUACAAUGGGGGGAUGGAAGCAAUUGUAUUUAAAAUAUAGAGAAAACAGGCAUCUUGAUGCCUUGUUUUGACAGGACCGGGCGUGUGGCAAUACUGUCAGUAAGGGGGGUGGGGGGCAGGUGUGUAUAAAGAGAGCAGCUUUUAUUUUCUGACAUUUCAUAGCAGUUAUAUUAAUAGUGAAGCCGGGCUGAUGGACCCAAAAUUCUAUUUUUGUAUCUAUUUUGGUGCUGUAUUUACCUUUAACAUGGAUGGGAAGAUGGAGCAGGCUGGUUUGCCCCUCUCUGCUGUCUGGCAGAGAUAGGGGGGAGGCUGGCAAAGCUUG